CCUUCGACGCCCGUGGAAAAUUGUCUCCUCACAGCUUCUGUUUUGAAUCGACCAGUUGAUGUCUGAGCAUCUGCUGUGUACGUCGUUCAGUAGAAAGACAAUAAAUACUUUGGAAAAACAAGUAAUGACGGAAUAAAACGGUAAGUUUCUUCACAAAUUGAGAUAUAAAUUUUCUUGUGGAUAUCGUUUGGGCAGCGUGAAAGAAAAGCUUUGUCGAUCCGGUGAAACUAGACUAAUUGAAAUAUUAUAAAAUGUACUUUAUAAUACAAAAGUUUAUGAAGAUUUGAAAAAAUUGGAUUUGUAACUUUCGAUGACACAGUUAAAAAAUUUAUUUCACUUUAAAGCAUGGCUGAUCGACUAUCUCACUAGAGAGGCAGACAUUGAAUAGACCAGUUUCAUACUUGGCUGCGAGACUUGGGGGAAUAAAACAAAAGAAAUCAUCUUGAGGCUCAGCAAUUAAUAAUACAUUUCUUUUGCUUUAUUCCCCCAAGCCUCGGAGCUAAGUAUGAAUUUUAAUAGGCCGUUAACAAAACCUGGAUUUGUUUGCAGAUCGGAUCGGACUCCGGAUCGGAUCGGACUGGCAAUUCGCCUUAAAUUCAAAGUUACAUUGAUUGCUUGCUGGUUAUUGUACGACUGUGAUGGACUCGGCUAAAGCAGAUAGGUGUGAGAAGACUUCUUGUUAAUGAAAAUAAUGUAAGAGAGGUCAUUUGCUUAUUGACAACAAGUCGUCGCCACUGUACCUUGCUUAUUCCCGCGAUUUUCUUAAUCGUCUCCUCUGAAAAGAAGCAUUUAAUUUAGGCUCAGUGAAAAACAAGACCAAUUCAGAAUAGAGUAGAGAUGGAAAGAAACACAAAAUCACUGCAAUGAGAGAUACUUACAUCUCUGUCAGCCAUCUUCGAUUCGGGCGAUGUCACGUUACCAAGCCCCUUUUUGGAAUUGUGAGUGCAUGAAGUUAUGCAACAGAAAAUUUCCCAGUGUAGUUCAGUUGAACAUAAUGCUUUGCGAUGGUUUUCAAGCUGAUGGUGAAUGUUAAAGCUGGUGAUGCAUGAGAAACGAUUUUUUUAUUAGUGACACAGGUGGCUUGGAAGAAAAAAUCCGAGUCGAACCAGUUACUAGUUCAAACGUGUCAUAGGUUACACUCCUGUUGUGAGAACUCGGAUUUCUUAUUUUGAGCCAUCUGUGUCAUUAUUAAAAACAGCUUUUCUCAAAAUAAUUAUCCUGCACCAAAAGUGAAAAUACCAGUCCGAUCUGAUCUGAUCCAAUCCAAUUUGAUCCGAUCGGAUCCGGAGUUCGAUCCGAUCCACAGUCAAGCGAUCCACAGCCAAGCGAUCCAAUCCGGGUUUUGUUGACGGCCAUUUUAAUAUACCAAAAAUGGUCUAUAGAAAACGGCUAAACGUCAAACUGUAGACUACAUGUAUAAAGCAUUUUUAUAACAUAGCGCGCGUGCUUGCCCUAUAUAAGUCCUAUUGAGCCGCUAUGAACAAAAUCUUUAUUUACGCACGCCCGUGCGUAAAUAAGAUGACGUGAGCAUUUUUUUUUACCUGGCUGCAAAGUUGUCGUCUUUUAAGCUGCAGUGUACUUUUCCUUCUCUUUAAAAUAUGGAAGAAACCAGCGAAGAACUGCCCAAUUUUUCUAUCGGCAUUGACCUUUUAGGUCCUGAUCCAACAAGCAGCAAAAAUAAAGCCGAAUUUAAAAAAACUCGCAAGUUGCGCGUUUCGCAAAUUUGUCUAAGACCAGCUGCAGCAAAUUUUGGCCGAAAGACAUUCACUGGGAACAGAACAGACACCAACUGGUCAUCAACAGCAUUUAAAGGCAAAAUUUCCGUUUUUAUUGUUGUUUUUAAAUUUGUUAUGCACUUUGUUAUCUCCGGACAAUCCGACUGAAGCAGGAAAAUUUCUAUCGCAAUAACAACACAAAUUACACAAGAAGACAUAAAUUUAUUACUCACAAAAACAACUGCUGCCAGGUCUUCUCAGGAAGCCGUAAUGACCAGCCAAUGUUUGUAAAUGAAUAUAAGUUUAAAGAAGGAUGGCAAUCGUCUUCGCUAAAAACAUGUUUUCUGGAUUUCGCCGAGCAAAACGUAAACAUCUUUUCAGCAAAUCCAAACCAUACUCCACGACUUCUUACGAACAUGUUAGUUUUAACUUUAGGUGAACUUUAAGACCCUUUUACCUUUGUUUCUGCUUAGUUUCCAUUGAUCGUUAACGAAUAAAGAAGCAAAUUCUCUUUCUCACUUUUACAGAAAGAAUAUUUUCUAGACGAUUGUGGCGUGUUCGUAAUCAGCCAAUAGAACCGUUUGUUAUUGUGUCGCGCGUUACGAGAAUUUUGCAGUUAAUCAAAAAGCAAGAAUUUUUGUGAGCUAUGUUAUAAAAGAAUUUGCUCAUGCUUUUAGCUGUGCGUAUAUCGAGUUAUGGAUGCACUUGGGAAGUUUGGAGAGCACUCAAAAAGCUAGAGUUGCACUCGGCUAUCGCCUCGUGCAACUCUUACGCACGUUUCGUGCUCUCCAAACUUCCCGCGUGCAUCCAUAACUCGAUAUACGCACGCUAAGCAUGAACAAAUUCUUAAAUUGAAAUUUGAUCAAAUUCAACAAGCAAAAACAGAAAGUGAAAGGUUAGUGUUUUCUGUCCUUUUGUUUGUUAUUUUAAGCACUUCCACUCGUACUGGACAAAUAAUACAAAAUUUUCUCACUUUACUUUCAAAUUUCUGAACUGCUGCUAUAUUUAUAAUAACAUGGAUAUGAGUGAAGGGGCAUUCCCCAAGAACACUACUUUCAGUUUCUGCUUUAUCUUAGUACAGCUAGCAAACAUUAACAUUUCAUCAAGUCACUGCAUAUAGCAGUCCUGAUGAUCAUUAAGAAGUGCAGAACAAGUGUGAUUCUGUGCUUUUUUGUGGUAAGGUAUAUUUUUGGUCAGUUUUUACAAGAAAUUUGAUUUGCUUCAACUGGGCCAAUUUAUGUAUUCUUGCAAAAAUUUAUUCUUACCUCCAAGGUUCAAUAACAAUUUCCUCCAAAGCAAUCAACUCCACUCUUAUAAUACAAGAAAUUCCCUGGCCAACCAUCUACAUAUUGUCGAACUAACACUAAGAAGUUCUCGCCUUCUUUUCAAGGAACUAAGUUUUUUUAAUUGACUUGAUAACAAAGUCAUCAACUCUCAAUCCCUUUUCUCCUUUAGAAAAUGGUGAAGAUUAAAUUAUUAAGUUAAUAAUAAUCUCCUCACCACUUCUUUUUUCUACUUUCCCUAUAUUAUUUGUAAUUUAUAUUAUUGUGUGCAAAUAAAAUAGAAUAAAUGAAUUUUAUAAACAAAUAGACACACUAAAUUGUCCUUGUCGGCUUUUCUUUUUCAACUGAGCCCCAUUGCCCUGCUCCCCUCCCCAGUUUCCCCUUGAAUGAUAUGGGAUUAUCCACAGAAACUUAAGACCAGAAUGAUCUAUUUAUUUUAUCUCUCUGCAGCUUUGUUAUCAUGCUUCAAGCAAAACAGAAUGGCUGUGAUAGAGCUUUGCUGACACAACAACUGCGGCGCUACUCUACAGACCAUGUGAAAAUAGCCGUAGAAGACACAGAGCAAGCCAAACGUCUAGUAGACUACUACAUCAAAAAGCAAAUCUUGCCACGCAUCUGCAGGGAAUCAUCCCUACCAAUUAGCAAGCAAGAAUACACAGGAAGCUUGUAUGAGAAGCUUAAGACUGAAGCAGCUGAUGAAGUUGAUGUCAUGGUUAUCCUACAGACAACAAAACAGGAAGUAACCCAAGAAGAUGCUGGUGUCCCUGGGUUUGUGCUUCUCAAAGCAUCACAAGAUUCCCAGCUGCGGAAGUAUGCUAAUGCAGCAGGAUACAUUCUGCCUGAGAAGCUACGAGACAGCCGUUUUUUUUUGGCCUUGUUCGAAAAGCUGUAAAUCAACUCCAAGAAAAGGAUCCUGCAUUACCUGUAAAGCUUGAAGUGCGAGCCCAUGGUCCGGCAGUGCAGCUUGACAUCACAGACAAGGAAACAGAAAAAAAAUUGUCAGCUGAUGUGGUUCCAUCUUUUCAGCUUAGCGCUACAGAAUACUUUGUUGCAAAAUCAUACAC
Porites evermanni is the source of this 4062-nucleotide messenger RNA. NCBI's taxonomy places the organism in Eukaryota, Metazoa, Cnidaria, Anthozoa, Scleractinia, Poritidae. The record is from the annotation of a GenBank genome assembly.